This is a messenger RNA of Anguilla anguilla (European eel), 2256 nucleotides long. Its product is annotated as tyrosine-protein kinase Srms. NCBI's taxonomy places the organism in Eukaryota, Metazoa, Chordata, Actinopteri, Anguilliformes, Anguillidae. Gene Ontology annotation, molecular function: ATP binding; signaling receptor binding; non-membrane spanning protein tyrosine kinase activity. Bases 444 to 1964 code for a protein of 506 amino acids. Gene Ontology annotation, cellular component: extrinsic component of cytoplasmic side of plasma membrane. The record is from RefSeq and is a predicted model, not a curated record. The transcript has 9 exons. Gene Ontology annotation, biological process: protein phosphorylation; innate immune response; cell surface receptor protein tyrosine kinase signaling pathway.
CUACAACGUGACAAAAUUAUCAGUAGCCUACUGUUUUACGAAAUCAGUCGCUACAUUUGUUAAUAACUGCAUUAACUAUACGUUCAUUUUUUCAUGAAAAAUUAGACAAUAUACCGUUAAAGCAUUCACUUUUGUUGUGCUUUAUCAGAAUUGUGCCCGAACAAAAUGUCGUUUCCGCAUUCCUGCAGCCGUUCUGUAUCCAUGAUCCAUCUCAACACAGAACCGGUUUCACCUGAUUGUCAACACCACUGUUUUAGGAAGCGUAGCUACUGCGUUGUCUAUGCGAAAAAACUGGGACAUGUACAUCUGACAUGUUUGGCGGAUUUGUGUAGAAUCGAAGGCUGACUACUUUUUCGAUUUACGCUUUGGCUUGCCUUGCCCUACGUAAAACAACAUUCUGGAUUCCCUGUGUUGCUCAUGUGAGCCAAAGAAAUCGUAUUGGGAUGGAGCACUGCUGUCGGACUUGCAUGCCGUGUUUGAGCAGAUUAUGGAACUGUAUUUGGCCUGAAUUGCAAUACCCGAAUACUACACGACCAGCAGAAAUUCGCACAGUUUCAGGUGAUAUCCGAAUCCCAUCUCCGAAGAAGAAGCCGACGCAACUGUAUGCGGCUCUGUUCGAUUUUGAAGCUCGAAGUGAAGAGGAGCUCACUGUGAAAGAGGGCGACAAAUUAUCUGUUAUUGAAAAACGAGGAGAUUAUGUGCUUGCCAAAAAACUGACUGGUUCUCUGGAGUCUGGUUUGGUCCCAGCUAAUUACGUGGCAUUACUACGAGAUGAAUUUGCAAAUUACAAGUGGUACUAUGGGAACAUCAACAGACAGAAGGCGGAGAAGCUGCUUCUGGCUCCACAGAACACGAGCGGCUCCUUCCUGGUGCGGAUCAGCGAGAGCCACAGUGACGAGUACACCAUCUCGGUCAGGAAUGACGGCAAAGUCUUCCAUUUCCGAGUCCAUCGGACGUCCAUCGGGGCCUACUAUGUGUCCGAUAAGGUGUCGUUCGCUACGCUGGAGGAACUGGUGCGGCACUAUCAGACCCAUUUCAAGAGCCUUGGGGUACCUCUGGUACAGCCAUGUGCACAACCGAGAGAGCUGUUUGACAUGGAACCUUGGGAGAGGCCGCGGGAGGAGUUCGCCUUGCAAAAGAAACUGGGAGAGGGGCACUUUGGAGAGGUGUGGGAAGCCCUGUGGACCAGCGAGAAUCAAAAGGUGGCAAUAAAGAUGCUGAAGCAAGAGGACACCAAACAAGAUGAGUUUGUGAAGGAGGUCCAGGCUUUGAAGAGCCUCCACCACCCAAAACUGAUCCAGCUGCUGGCCCUCUGCUCCAGGGGCGAGCCUGUCUACAUCGUCACGGAGCUCAUGACCAAGGGCAGCCUUAAAUCCUACUUGAGCUCUCCAGAGGGACACGUGCUGACCACAGCCCACCUGAUCUACAUGGCCAGUCAGGUGGCCGAGGGUAUGGCCUAUUUGGAGGACAGGAGCAUUGUCCACAGGGAUCUAGCUGCCCGCAACAUCCUAGUUGGAGAUGACCUGGUUUGCAAAGUGGCCGAUUUUGGGCUUGCUCGUAUUAUAAAGGACAGUGUGUAUACAGCCAGCAGGAACACUAAGAUCCCUGUGAGGUGGACGGCGCCGGAGGCAGCCAUACACCAACGCUUCUCCGUCAAAUCUGACGUCUGGUCCUUUGGGGUGCUGCUUUACGAGAUGAUGUCACGAGGAAAAAUGCCAUAUGAUGGUAAGAGUAACAAGGAGGUGUUGGAGAUCCUUACUUCGGGGUACAGGCUACCCUGCCCAGCCAACUGGACAACAUCUAUGCCAGAAUCUACUUCAAGACCAUUGAGGUAUAGAGACGGGGGAAGAGGGAGCAACUGCACUGUUACACACACACAUCUCAUGGAAAGGACUGUUCUACUGUGGAUUGAAAUAUUAUUUCUGCUGCCAACGUCAGCCUACAGUUGUAUUGUCCAAAUGUAAAUUUUUUGUUUUUUGUUUUUAAUGAGGAUAUGUGCAAUAAUGAUCUUCAGAUGUUGACUGUGAGCUCAGAGGUCAAGUGUGAACGUGCGGAGGUUGUUCCACUUUUACUGUCACUCAGGGUCAGCCCACCCCGUCUCACAAGGUCAAAAUGUCAUUCAUCAGAGAGUGCCAAUGUUUACAGUUUCUAGUCUUGCUGAAUGUGUACUGUACAGAUUCCUGGAGGUUGGAGAAGGAGAGAAAGUGAGUGCAAUGACAGGACAACUGUGGUCACAGGACAUUUUGGGGGGGGGGG